CACUCCUAAAAUCGAAGGAAAAACUUAUGCUGACUUCAAUAUAGUCUUCAUAGAGUUAUGUCGGUUAAAAAUCCAUUAGCAACGAGGUUAGCUUUUAGUAAAAUAUUCCUCUGCGCUGUUGUUGAAGUUGAUGGGGGACGAAAACCUAGUAUAACAGCAAAAAUAUUCCAUUUGCUGUUAAAUAGAAGGAUUGAGGUGUCGAGGGGCUGAUACGUUAUGAGAUGUCAGGUUGACGAUACAGAGUGAUUAUAGAGAUUAGUGAAUGCUUGGAGCACAAGUGGGUGCCUCAGCAACUGACAAGAAAGUUUUCAAAUGACAGUAAUAGUCAAGUUAAUGAAUUUAGUGACCACCAAGAUUUGUGUUGAGAUUCAAAAUGUGGUCUCUGUUUUCACGGGAUCCCACUAAAGAUUUUCCAUAUGAAAUUGGUGAAGUUGUGGAUGGACUCGACGGCAAAAGCAUUUGGACGCUUUAUAGAGCAAAAAAAAAGAGUACUUCUGGAGGCGAGGAUGUGUCUGUGUUUGUUUACGACAUUAAAGCCGCUGGGGAGAGUCAAUUAGAAAUUGCUAGAAAUGCUGUAAAGAGAUUGAAAACACUCAGACAUCCAAGUAUUCUCACUUUUAUCGACAGUUUGGAGACAGAUAAAGUUAUUUAUUUAGCGACAGAACGUGUGGAGCCCCUCCACACUAGAUUACUGAAGAAGAUUGAUAUAGGAGAAGGUGUUAAGAAGGAAUUGUAUUUUGCUUGGGGAAUCUUUCAAAUUACUAGGGCACUUAGUUUUUUGAAUAACGAUGGCAAUCUUCGUCAUAACAAUGUAAAUUUGUACUCUGUAUUCGUAAAUGACGAGAGUGGAGAAUGGAAAUUAGGAUGUGUUGAGUACAUGACAUCAGUGGAUGCACCUUAUACAUUUUUACCCCACCCUUUACAACACUACACACCGCCUGACGCUCGAGACAAAGUUAAACCUUCUACGAAAUGCUCGAUUGACAUGUGGGGACUUGGAUGUCUUAUCUGGGAAGCCUUUAACGGACCACUUGGACAAAAAGGCAAAUUAAAAAGUAUUGACCAGAUUCCCAAACAAUUGAUGACCGUAUACCGUGAAUUAACGGGUACAAAUUCUGAAGGUCGCCCGAAUCCAGCCGAUGUAAUAGCCAGAUGUCGAAGCAACGGAGGAUUCUUCAAAAACGAUCUGGUCGAUGCCCUUUUGUUUCUAGAAGAAAUUCAAAUGAAAGAAAAAGGCGAAAAGGGCCGAUUUUUCUCCUGUUUAGCUGGACAAUUAGACAGUUUUCCCGAAGGUGUUGGGAGGUACAAAAUAUUGCCACAGUUACUGGCUGCCUUUGAGUUUGGUGAAGCCGGAAGUGCAGUUUUACCCCCAUUACUGCAAUUAGGUACUCAAUUACCUGAUGCGGAAUACCAACGUCGAGUUGUCCCCUGUGUUGUCAAAUUAUUUGCAUCAAAUGAUCGUGCAACAAGAUUGAGACUUCUACAACAACUUGAUCGAUUUGUCAAUCAUCUACAACCGUCUACAGUUAAUGAUGCUAUUUUUCCGCAGGUAGCCCGUGGUUUUCUAGAUACGAAUCCUGCUGUACGAGAACAAACAAUCAAGUCUGUGGUUCAUUUAGCACCCAAAUUAGAUUACAAUAAUCUCAACGUUGAAGUUCUUAGAUACUUUGCAAAAUUACAAUCUAGUGAUGAGCAAGGUGGGAUAAGGACUAAUACUACAGUCUGUCUGGGGAAAAUUGCUCAACAUCUACAUCCGCAAAUUCGUCAAAAGGUACUGAUUGGAGCAUUUAUUCGGGGUACAAGAGAUCCAUUUCCCCCGGCAAGGAGUGCCAGUUUAUCUGCACUAGCAAUUACUCAGCAAUACUAUUUACUCCAAGAGGUGGCCAAUCGUAUUCUUCCGGCCUUGUGUCCACUAACAACUGAUGCUGAUAAGAGCGUCAGAGAUCACGCUUUCCGCACUAUCCGGGGCUUUUUGUCAAAGCUCGAGAGAGUUUCAGAGGACCCUGGACUUCGAGAAUCAAUGGAGGCCGACGUCAAUACUGCAACUCCAAGUCUCAGCAAUGCAGCAGCCACGUGGGCCGGUUGGGCUGUUACAACGAUGACAGCUAAAUUCUAUCGAAGUCAAUCAGAUACUCCAAAAUCUUCCAAUCCUUACGGUGCACCACGCAUUCUACUGAAUAAACCUGCAUCACUCGAACAAGCGAGUAGUUCUCAAAGCAGUGCCAGUACGACGGCAACGACAAGUAGUGCAACGAGCAUGACUUCAUUGGAACCCGAUCAUGACCAUGAUUCACAACACACGGCCCAUACUAAUUCUGAUGGAGAUUGGGAUUGGGACGCUGAUAAUUGGGGAGAUAUGGAGCAACAGCCUACUAGCAUAACGACCACAAGCACGAGUAAUCCGUCUACAUGCGCGACAGUUUCGAAAUCGAACGAUCAUUGGAGUAGUUUAGAGGAAGAACCGGAAGAAGAGGGUGCAGAAGGAGUUCAGGACCGUACAAAAGCUUCUGAAACUGGUUGGGAUGAUCAGGAGUUUCAGGAAUUGGAUGAAUUUCACACUAUAGAGUUAGCAGGCGGAUCAGAACCUAGCAACAAAUUGGAAGAAGCAAAAAAGAAACGUGAGGAAAAAAAGUUGGCACGACAACGACAAAUGGAAGCAAAAAGAGCUGCCAGACUACGUACAACACCUGCAGCUAAAAAAGUUUAAUGGUUUUUUAAACAAGUAAUAUAUCGAUUUUUAACAUGAUGGCAAGUUAUAUCACAAGAAUCAGUGUAAUAUACAUUACUUUAGUAGAAAAUAAUUAUUAUUGAAUAAACAUUUUCAUGUGGAAAUUCUUUUUAUUUCAUCCCUGCGCUAUUUUCAGUUGCCAUUUUCUUUUAAGAAAUUACUCAAUUUGUGUUCUAAUCUAAGGUAAAAUUGUCGAAAUU
Messenger RNA from Fopius arisanus, 2928 nucleotides. RefSeq names its product N-terminal kinase-like protein yata (gene yata). The transcript has 12 exons. Gene Ontology annotation, biological process: protein phosphorylation. Lineage: Eukaryota; Metazoa; Arthropoda; Insecta; Hymenoptera; Braconidae. The record is from RefSeq and is a predicted model, not a curated record. Gene Ontology annotation, molecular function: protein kinase activity; ATP binding. Bases 374 to 2707 code for a protein of 777 amino acids.